AGAGAGAGAGAGCGUGCUGUGUGCUUAUUGCAGAGAGGAGCUACUAUACUCUGCUCCCAGCUUACUGACAGUAGCUCUUGGAUUCAGGCUGCUACACCCAGGAGCCCUGUCCCUUCAGCACCAUCAGCCCGAAGCUCUUGAUCGAGGGAAAAUCAGCCCUGCUCCUCAGAUUGGCCUGAAUCUGGCCUGACCCUUCAAGCGUGGUUUGCAGUCUGGGAAGUGAGACACCAGAAUGGUGAAGCUGGGGAGUAAUUUGAGUGACAAGAACAGCAAACAACCUUCUGGUGAGGACGGCUUUCAGACUGUUCCUUUGAUAACACCCUUGGAAGUAAAUCACCUGCAGUUUCCUGCUCCAGAAAAGGUGAUUGUGAAGACAAGGACAGAAUACCAGCCUGACCAGAAGAAUAAAGGAAAACUCCGGGUGCCGAAAAUUGCUGAGUUUACAGUCAGUUUUACUGAUGGAGUAACAGAAAGAUUAAAGGUCACUAUUCUGGUCAGCCUGGCUCUGGCAUUUCUUGCUUGCAUUGUAUUUCUGGUGGUUUACAAGGCUUUCACCUAUGACCACAGCUGCCCAGAUGGAUUCGUUUAUAAGCAUAAGCGCUGCAUCCCAACCUCCCUGGACGCCUAUUACUCAGCACAGGACUCCAGCUCCCGGGGCCGGUUCUACACUGUCAUAAGCCACUACAGUGUGGCCAAGCAGACCAGCUCCAGGGCCAUCGCACCCUGGCUCUCGGCAGCAGGACCUAUAAACCACGAAUCAAAGGCUGUGAAGACGGAUGGCCACUAAAGAUGCCCACCAGUGGGGGAAAGAGAAGGGAAAGGGAGGGGGGAGGGGGGAGGGAACAGGGGCUUGGCAAAACCCAUGCUCCAGGUACCUGACAACACCGUGGAACCCAGGGUUCCACAGAGAGAGAGAAGUAAGCCUAAAUGAUGAACACACAGGAGGAGUUUGAAUCGAUAUUUACUUUGGUCCAUUGUUAUUCUUGUUGAUUUGUAACUAACUGAGUUGAGCUCUUGUAUAAAGGCAUGUUUGGUGUUGAUUGUUACGAUGUAAAAUAUUUUUCAAAACAUUGCUUACUAUUUGUUAGGGGAAAAAAAACAAACAAAAAAAAACACAAAAUGAAAUAAAAACAAGUCACUCUCCCAGAACCCUGACCCAAUCCCAGUGACGCCAAGAGAAAUGGAAGGAUCUCCUAAGGUUCAAUUGAGGAAGAGAAUAUGGCCAUGGCCUGGGCAGGCUCAGGAGAAUGGCUACAAAGCCAAUUUUCCAAUGUGUGUGGGGGAAAGGGUUUGGGAGGCAGGGGGCAAUUCUUCAUGCCGUGUGUGCAGUAAGGUGAUCUGUAAUCUUUUGUCUAGACCUGGAUGGGCCUGGCCUCUCUGCUCAUAUAAAACACAGGGCCCGGGGAGGUAACUUAAAGAAGUAAGCUAAGGGUGAUAGUGGGAGUAUUUUUAACUUGAGUUAGUGACUGGGAAAAGCUUACCCACUUAUCUAGUUGUGGGAAGACUUUGUGGCUUGUCGUAUAAAUUGAUCUCUUCUCUAAGUGAAUUGAAGUUUUUGUCCCCUUAGAUAUUCUCUAAAGAGCCCUUGGUACAGAUUCUUAAACCUGGCUUCUUUCUGUUUUCAGUAUUCAUUCCACAUCGAGGCCAGAUUUUGCACAUAUGUCUACUGGGGACUAGAUAUUAUUAUUGACCUGUUAUUCUGCUAAGCCUCCCAUCUGCUAAUUUGUCCUGGGCAGGCCACGGUCAAGCCCACGUGCCAUAAAUAGGGCAUUCAUUAUAGGAAAAAAGAGUUAGGUUAGCAAGGUUGAAAUGUAAGAUAGGGCUUCUCAGUCAUCUCUAACAGGCCAUUAAGAAAGGGUAUAACAGAAGAGGCCACGGUUUGGUGAAGCUAUCAGUACCAUUAUACUCAGCAACUACAUAGAGAAAAUAGUAUAGUGAAACUGUAAUGCCAAAAGCUAACAGCUGAUUUUCUGUCCCCAUCAUGAUUCACCUGUAAAUUCAUCUGUCACUAGAAAUGGGAAACAAACAAAAAUUGACCCCCAGCAAAGUGCUGAAUAAUUUAUAAUUUUGUGGCGUAUUUUUGUCAGUAGGUAGCCAAGACUGAAGUAUUUUUUGGUGUAAUUCUUGAACUUUUCUGCGAAGAAAAAAAAUAAAGAUAGAUGUGUCUGAGAGUCCUCA
Antechinus flavipes (yellow-footed antechinus) is the source of this 2178-nucleotide messenger RNA. It is a transcript of the gene NSG2, whose product is annotated as neuronal vesicle trafficking associated 2. Gene Ontology annotation, molecular function: clathrin light chain binding. The transcript has 5 exons. The coding region runs from base 233 to 787 and encodes 184 amino acids. The record is from RefSeq and is a predicted model, not a curated record. Gene Ontology annotation, cellular component: endosome; membrane. NCBI's taxonomy places the organism in Eukaryota, Metazoa, Chordata, Mammalia, Dasyuromorphia, Dasyuridae. Gene Ontology annotation, biological process: endosomal transport; G protein-coupled dopamine receptor signaling pathway; clathrin coat assembly.